AUGGGCGACACCACAAGCACACCGGAGAAACAAACCCCAGAAACACCCCAAGCAACCACGACAGAAACGCCUCGCGAUGUCGACGCGCCCCUCUCAAACCUGGACGCAGUCCAAACAAACGCCUCCUACAUUCCCCCGACCCUCUCGCCAUGGCGCCGGCGCGCAGUCAUGUUCGCCCUCUGCAUGACCCUCCUCCUCUCCGCCCUCGACAUCACAAUCAUCGCCACGGCCCUCCCGACAAUUGCCUCGACCCUCCACGCCUCGGCGGCUCAGUACGCGUGGGUCGGCAGCUCCUACACGCUCUCCAGCACGGCCUCGACCCCGGUGUGGGCCAAGAUGUCCGACAUCUUCGGGCGUAAGGGGACCAUCAUGGCUGCCGCAGCGACGUUCAUGGCGGGCAGUCUCGUAGCGGCGCUCGCGGGGUCCAUCUCAGUGCUGAUCGCGGGGAGGACUAUCCAAGGCUUGGGCGGGGGCGGCUCUCUGGUGCUUGUCACGAUUGUGAUCGGGGACUUGUUUAAGUUGGAGGAGAGAGCGAAGUAUUACGGCAUGACUGGCAUCGUAUACGGCAUUGCAAGCGCGGUUGGACCGAUUCUCGGUGGUGUCUUUACGCAGACUAUCGGAUGGAGAUGGUGCUUUUACAUCAACCUCCCCUUCGACGGCAUUGCACUCAUCGUCCUCUUCCUUGUCCUCAAAGUCGAAACCCCCAAAGAACCCUUCCUAGUCGGCCUCCGCGCGCUCGACUGGACCGGCUUCGCCCUCAUCAUCGGCGGCACAAUCUGCUUCCUCUACGGCCUCGAGGCCGGCGCAGGCGGCAUCCAAUCAUGGAAAUCUGCGCAGGUAAUCUGCCUCAUCGUCUUCGGCGUCGUCAUCCUCGCCCUAUUCAUGCUCUGGGAAGCCCGCUUCGCCACGAACCCCAUCAUCCCCUUCCGCAUCUUCCAAAAGACCACAAACGUCGCCUCCUUCGUCCUCGCCUGCAUCCACAGCUUCGUCUUCAUCUCGUACGACUACUUCAUCCCGCUCUACUUCCAGGUCGUCCUCGGUUUCCGUCCCAUCAUCGCCGGCAUCUCGCUCUUCCCGCUGCUGAUCCCGUUGACGGUCACGACGAUGCUCGGUGGACUCUACACGCGGCGGACGGGGAACUACAUCAUCCCCAUCUUCUUUGGCUCGGCGCUCAUGACGCUCGGAAACGGCUUUUUCAUCACCUUUGACACGAACACGAACUGGGCCAAAAUAGUCGUCUUCCAAAUGAUCACAGGUUUCGGCGCCGGUGUCCUCUUCCAAAGCCCUAUGAUAUCUAUUCAAACUCAUACACACCAGAAGGACAUGGCCGCCGCGAUGUCUGCCUUUUCCUUCUUCAGAUCGCUCUUCUCGUCCAUGUCGAUCGUGAUCGGGACGGUUUUGCUGCAGCGAAAUCUUGGUGGGGGAGGACUGACAUCUGGGCAACUUCAUUCAGGAGGAGAAUCCGCAGACACGAAAGACUCGGUAAAGCAAGAGUACGUCUCUGCGCUGCAUAUCAUGUGGGCUUUCUUCACCGGUGUCUCUGGCUGUAUGAUUAUAUCCGCGUUGUUCAUCAAGCCGAAGCCGAAGAAAGAAUCCCAGGGAUCAUCAGGUCCAUAG
Colletotrichum karsti is the source of this 1617-nucleotide messenger RNA. RefSeq lists its product as uncharacterized. Gene Ontology annotation, molecular function: transmembrane transporter activity. The transcript has 2 exons. Bases 1 to 1617 code for a protein of 538 amino acids. NCBI's taxonomy places the organism in Eukaryota, Fungi, Ascomycota, Sordariomycetes, Glomerellales, Glomerellaceae. Gene Ontology annotation, biological process: transmembrane transport. The record is from RefSeq and is a predicted model, not a curated record.